Molecule: messenger RNA, 2178 nt
Organism: Adineta steineri
Lineage: Eukaryota; Metazoa; Rotifera; Eurotatoria; Adinetida; Adinetidae
Source: the annotation of a GenBank genome assembly
AUGUCAUCUGUGGCUUAUGGUAAUGGUGGUAUUCCUUCCAAUGAUGAUACCGCAAUGUCAUCUAUUCCUCAAUCAUCUUCUGGAGCAAUCACUCAACAUCCAUAUUUAACUUCAAAUACAAACGCUGCUUAUGUAGCGGCAGCAGCUGCUGUCUCAUCAGCAUCACCAUCAUCUCUAGGUCCAUAUCAACAUUAUUAUGGUCAUCCAUUACCACAACAACAACAACUUUUACAUGUUCAACAAACACCAUCAUUUUAUCCUCCGGCAACAUUAAAUCAUAUUCAACAUCAUGCUGAUUUUAGUAAUUCAUCAUCAUCGAUAGCAUCAUCAUCAAGUUCAAUGGAAUCUUCACGUAAAACAACGAAUCGUAAACGACCAACAGAUAAAACAACUGGUUCAACAAAAUCAGGCAUGAAACGAAAAGCAACGGAAGAUGAUCUUGAUGAUGAUGAUGAUGAAGAAAAUAAAUGUUAUUUACGUGGUACUUCAAUAUCAAAUGUCAUGAUGUCUAAUAAUAAUCUAAAUAGUGGUGGAGCUGGUGACGAAGAUAAAGAAAAACAAGCUCGUGAAAAUCAUUGUGAAAUUGAACGUCGUCGUCGUGUUAAAAUGGCAACAUAUUUUGCUGAAUUAUGCGAUAUGGUACCAGCAUGUUCGAAUUUAGCACGUAAACCUGAUAAAUUAACAAUCUUACGUAUGGCAGCACAAUUUAUGAAAAAUUUACGUGCAAAUAAUAAUUCAUUAUCAUUAAAUUCUACACAAGUACCUCAACAAGAUUUACAUAAACCAUCAUUUCUCAAUGAUCAAGAAUUAAAAUAUUUAAUGAUUGAAUCAUGUGAUGCAUUUUUAUUUGCACUUAAUUGUGACAAUUUACGUAUAAUCUAUAUAAGUGAUGCUAUACAACAAAUACUUUCAUAUACAUGUCAAGACUGGUAUUCAAGAUAUUUUUAUGAUUUUGUUCAUCCUGAUGAUGUAGAAAAAGUACGUGAACAAUUAAAUUUACAAUCACAAGAUGGUAGUCCAAAUGGUGGUGCUGGUGGACGGGUUCUAGAUCUUAAAACUGGAACGGUUAAAAAAGAUGGACAUACAUCGAGUACACGGCUAAGCAGUUCCAAACGAUCAUUUAUAUGCCGUAUUCGUGUUGGUACAACAAAUCCACUUGAACACACUCAACAGAGUCCAUUCGUAAAUCCAUCUGCAUUACGUCGUCGUCAUCGUACAUCACUUGGUCCAUCAAUCGAUGGUCAUCUUUAUGAAAUUGUUCAUAUAAGUGGUUAUAUUCGAAAUUUAAGUACACAUCAUCAUCCAACAUCUCAUCAUGAGCAUGCAAAUCAUCAUCCAUCAUCAUCAAAUUCCACUGGUCAAAUGGCAUUUGUUGCUAUAGCUCGUAUACAAAAUUCAAGUUCACCAAAUGUAAAUGAUUUAACUAAUGGUCCAACAUCAACAGCAAAUUCUCUUACAACAGAAUUUACAUGUCGUUGUCAUUGGGAGACAGGUGAAAUUUUAUUUAUUGAUCAACGUUGUACACCAAUUAUUGGUUAUAAAAGUCAUGAAUUAUUACAUAAAAUAAUUUAUGAACAAAUACAUCCUGAUGAUCAAAUGAAAUUUCAAGAUUUAUAUAAACGAACAGUUACACAAAAAAAUCUACCAAAUACAUCAGCAAAUUUAGCAAAUAUAAUGAUACGUUUUCAUACAAAUAUUGAUAAUGAAUAUAUUUCACUUAAAACUUCAAUAUAUGCUUUUUGUAAUCCAUGUACAGAUGAAACUGAAUUUCUUAUUGUUACAUUCUUAUCUAUUCAACCAACAACAGCAACAACAACAACAACAACGACAAAUAAAACAUCUGUUAUUGCUAACUCAAAUGAUUAUAAUCGACAAUCAUAUGAGACAUAUUCAAGAGCAACAAAUCAAGGUGCAAUUGUACAAAAUCCAGUUACACGUUAUUCAACUCAAUCACCCUCAACAUAUACUAAUACUGAUGGACAAGAAUAUUCAACUGUAAAUGAAACUACUGAUGGACGAACAUUUGUAAGUAAUAAUGGAGGUUCAACAUGGGCUUCAGCGAAUGAUAAUUGGACAACAACAUCAUCAGCAAAUAAUUCUCUUGUAUCAUCAACACCGAAUGCUGAUUAUGUUGAUAAUCAAACAAAUCUUACACUAUAUCAUCAAUAUCAUCAAUAA